Molecule: messenger RNA, 2700 nt
Organism: Zophobas morio
Lineage: Eukaryota; Metazoa; Arthropoda; Insecta; Coleoptera; Tenebrionidae
Product: putative zinc finger protein 66
Exons: 3
Coding region: 1498-2601 (367 amino acids)
Biological process (GO): regulation of transcription by RNA polymerase II
Molecular function (GO): RNA polymerase II transcription regulatory region sequence-specific DNA binding; DNA-binding transcription factor activity, RNA polymerase II-specific
Source: RefSeq, a predicted model, not a curated record
CAAAUUCCAAAUAGGUCAAUAAUGAUGAACUGACGAAGCUUCUAGUUUAUGAAAAAUUUUAUAAUCACGGGAUUUACCUGGCCUAAAUGUCAACUUUGGAGUACUCCGAAACUGUUGAACCAUGGGGACGAUCUUCAUGGAAAAACGCCCACCGGUGUGAAGAAUGCCCCUAUUUCACAACCUCACUUUUUCUUAUGGUGAACCACUCGAGCCGACGGCAUUCAUCCUUAGAAAAAUUCGCAUGCUCAAACGCCAAAAUCGAAGAAUAUUACUGUAAAGAUUGCGAUUUUAAAACAUCACUAACGAUCGAGUUCAAACAACACUUGAAUAAAAAUCACGGCCUUAAGAGACAGUUUGGAGACGAUUUCAUCAUACAAAAGUACGUUUGCGAAAAAUGCAACUUUGAAACAAAUCUCUUGUUAAAGUGGCUUCAGCAUUCUUCGACAUGCACAAGACAGAAAUCAAAUCAUCAAAGUGUGAGGUAUCACUGUACUGAAUGUCCAUUCGAAACCGUACAUAAAAAUUAUUUAAAGACACACAUAACUUUGAAACAUCUAGAUGAAGAAAAGGUUAAGUGGUACGAAUGUAAACAUUGUCCAUUCAAAACCAAACUAAAAAGCACUUUAAAAAGCCACAUAGACCGCUUACAUUCGAACGACGAAGACGUUAAAUGGUACGAAUGCGACCAGUGCCUUUUCAAGAGCAAGUAUAGACGUUCUUUGGUGGUUCACGUGACUGCUAAACACACAGACGAGGAAAAAAUUAAGUGGUACGAAUGUAAGGACUGCCCGUACAAGACUAAACAAGCGGAACAUUUAAAAACUCAUAUAAAUUGUCGACAUCUGGAUGACGAGAGAGUUAAGUGGUACGAAUGUGCGAAAUGUUCGUACAAAAGUAAAGCAAGGUGUGAUUUAAAAGUACACAUGAAAGUCCACGUGGAGACUAAAUCGUAUCAGUGCGAAUAUUGUCCACAUAAGGCGAAACGCAGUGGCGAUUUAAAGCGUCACAUAAAUUGUCGACAUUUACAUGGAACCGAAGCCAGAUGGUACAAAUGUGAACACUGUUGUUACAAGAGCAAAAGUGGGGCGUCUUUUUACAGACACAAAAAAAAACACGCGGCGGAUUUAGUUGAGGGUAUUUAAUUGUAACUAUUUUAUUAUAUUACAUAUUUAUUUUAAAUAAUUAUUAAUAUUACUAUUAUUAAAGUGAAAUACGGAACGGGCCCACCUCUUUCUUGUUUCCCAUUGACUCUCGUGUCAUUGGUUGAUUCAGUUUUUGAGGUUAUGUGUACCCACACAGUAGUAUAAUUAAGUAUAAUAUGUGUAAUGUUCUAACUCAGAUUAUUAUACCUAGUUUUCUUACUCAUUUUUCUAUUUUCUAUGCAUUUUUCCAAAAAUCGUCACAUCAAAUGUGACGUCAAAAUGUUAGGUUAGAACUCUGGUGUUUUGGAAUAACGUGUCAAAUAUCCACUUUAACACGAUUUAUUGAGGCACCAAAAUGUCGACGCUGGAAUUUUCGGAAGCACUCGCAGCACUGGGAAGAUCAUCCUGGAAAAACGUCCAUAACUGUAAACUGUGCCCCUAUUUUUCAACAUCGCUCGUCUUAAUGGUGAACCACGUGAGGCGGCACCGUUCUACCCUGGAAAAAUUUACUUGUUCGAACCCCAAAAUCGAAUCCUAUUACUGCAAAGACUGCGAUUUUCAAACGGAACUAACAAUUUUGUUCAAACAACACAUUAAUAAGUAUCACGGUCUUAAACGAGGCGAUUUAUCAAGCGAGGACUUCAGUAUACAAAACUACGUGUGCGAAAAAUGCCACUUCCAAACAAAUUUCUUGUUCAAGUGGCUUCAGCAUAGUUCGACAUGCGUGGAAACGAAAGUGAAUCUUCAAAACUUGAGCAAGCGCUACGCAUGCUCCGACUGCCCAUUCAGAUCUCAUUAUAGCUCAUGUUUAAGAGAGCACAGUCGUCUGUUCCACCUAGGUGAUGAACACAAGUGCGAAAAAUGUAUUUUCAAAACUGGGUCGAAAAGUGUUUUAAAAAAACACGUGCAUAAUAACGAUGUCGAAUGGUGCAAAUGCGACGAGUGUUCUUUCAAAACUAAGUGUAAACGAUACUUAACAUUCCACGGAAUUUACAGACACUUAAACUUGAUUCAAUAUAAAUGCGAACAGUGUCCUUUUAAAACCAAACGUAAAGCAGACUUGGAACUCCAUCUGAGUCGUUUCCACUCCAAACAAAACGAUGUCGGAUGGUCUGAAAAGUGCCCAUUCAAAGCCAAAUCCGGAAAUAGUCUAAAACAACACCCACAACUAAUUCACCUGAAUAAAGAAGACGUUAAAUGGUUUGAAUGUGCAAAUUGUUCGUACAGAACUAAAGCACGAAGGAAUUUAGUGAGGCACGUAAAGGUGCAUUCAGAGAUCAAACCGUAUCAGUGCGAAUAUUGCCCAUAUGAGGCGAAACGCAUCAAUGAGUUAAAGUGUCACAUUAAUUGCCGCCAUUUGAACGGAAAGGACGUUAAGUGGUACAAAUGCGAACAGUGUUCGUACAAAACUAAAUAUGGAUCGAGUUUGUAUAAGCACAACAAAGCACACGAGAUUUAGAUUUAGUGUUGUUUUUUUUAACAUUCAUGUAAGCAUUGUGUAAAGUGUUAUAUUUUGAGACUACCUGUUUAAGAUUUUUAAUAAAAAAUAAUUGAUGGU